Messenger RNA from Paraphaeosphaeria sporulosa, 609 nucleotides. Its product is annotated as ras-domain-containing protein. The transcript is spliced from 4 exons. Lineage: Eukaryota; Fungi; Ascomycota; Dothideomycetes; Pleosporales; Didymosphaeriaceae. Gene Ontology annotation, molecular function: GTP binding; GTPase activity. The record is from RefSeq and is a predicted model, not a curated record. The annotation marks the transcript as partial.
CGCCUGCCGCCCAGAUACGACUACCUUUUCAAGCUCCUCCUCAUCGGUGACUCCGGUGUCGGGAAGUCUUGCCUGCUGCUCCGGUUCGCAGACGACACAUACACCGAGAGCUACAUCUCCACCAUCGGUGUUGACUUCAAAAUCCGAACCAUCGAACUCGAUGGCAAGACGGUGAAGCUGCAGAUCUGGGACACAGCCGGCCAGGAGCGCUUCCGCACAAUCACUUCCUCCUACUACCGAGGUGCCCAUGGGAUCUGCGUCGUGUACGAUGUCACCGACAUGGACUCGUUCAACAACGUGAAGCAGUGGCUCCAGGAGAUUGACCGAUAUGCCACUGAGGGCGUCAACAAGCUGCUGGUGGGCAACAAGUCCGAUAUGGCCGAUAAGAAGGUGGUCGAGUACACCGUGGCCAAGGAAUUCGCAGACAGCCUCGGCAUCCCGUUCCUCGAGACGUCGGCAAAGAGCGCAACCAACGUCGAGCAGGCCUUCUUGACCAUGGCCCGCCAGAUCAAGGAGCGCAUGGGCACAACCACGGCCAACACCAAGCCCACAGUACCCAUCGGUCAGGGCCAGGGCGUCCAGAGCGGCUCCGGCGGUGGAUGCUGCUAG